Molecule: messenger RNA, 4093 nt
Organism: Ostrinia furnacalis (Asian corn borer)
Lineage: Eukaryota; Metazoa; Arthropoda; Insecta; Lepidoptera; Crambidae
Gene: Pgant9
Product: polypeptide N-acetylgalactosaminyltransferase 9
Exons: 13
Coding region: 703-2550 (615 amino acids)
Biological process (GO): protein O-linked glycosylation
Cellular component (GO): Golgi apparatus
Molecular function (GO): polypeptide N-acetylgalactosaminyltransferase activity
Source: RefSeq, a predicted model, not a curated record
AACGCGUCGAACGGAAGCGAGCCGAUGCGCACAUCUCGCCGCAUCCCGUUUCUCUCCUCAGCCAAUCGCCUCCGACCUCCGACCAACGGACCUCCAUAGAACUCCCUCAGUCUCGAACUGGCGGCCGACCCGAGCAGACGUGCGCUCGGUCAGUUAUCCAACUACUCGCGAGCUUUCGAAUAUCUUACCUGUGGAUUGUCAGUGACAUGUGCUCAUAAGAAACCUUUUGUGUGUGACCUCUGGAUUCCCCCAAAAAUCAAUUUUCCCAACUCAUCCUCAAUCACACCAGGGUAUAAAUCAAGGUAUCGCAUCGGGAUCGUCGUCGGUUAUAUCGAUUUUGUCGGUCAGGAGUCCGUGCUGGAAUAAAAAGAUCUCAAUUUCAAGAACAUGGACGAGAAAUGUCGACUGAGUCGGAAAUGAAACAGAAAACUAGGAAGAAAAUUGUAAAACUUUGGCGCGGCGAGACGACGUUAUAGCCGGGCACCUUCUUAAAGCCAUGUGAAGUGAAGGGGUCCCAAAGAAACUGUCAUAUCCAAAAGGCAUAUCGUGCGACAAUCUGACUAAAGACAUAUCUUUUUAUUUAUGCUAGUCACCUUUUUGUGAUAGUUAAAAAAAUUGCUCAAAUUGAACUCUAAGCUAAAAAAAGAGAUGUUGAGAUUGUAACUGACGAUAUUGAGAAAGUUGUAAACGAAGUUGAAGAUAAUGAAAUUCACGAUGGUUUUCUUAAGACGGAGGACGUUGAUUUUGAAGGCCGUGCUGGUGUUGACGGCGGUGUGGUUCAUGGUUGCUUUGUUGACCACAAAUGGUGGGACACGGAACGCUAUUGGCGCUCCGCCGAUUGAGUACGAAGAUCCGGAGGCGAAGCCGUUAAAGAUGGCAAAGCCGACGUCUACGAAACGAAAGAGCGAAUCGUAUGGCAACAAUCUGUCUGACGAACAUCGUGCUGUCAAUUGGAUCGAUCGGAUAUCUGGUUUUGAAGGCCUAGGUGUACUAGCUGCCCCUGGCUCGGACAAUGCUCCCGGCGAACUCGGCAAACCGGUCGUGCUACCCAAGAAUAUAAGCGAGGAUACGAAGACAGCCGUCUCUGAGGGAUGGAAAAAGAACGCUUUCAAUCAGUAUGUCAGCGACCUCAUAUCGAUCCGGAGGAAACUGCCCGACCCCAGGGACGAGUGGUGUAAACUCCCGGGUCGAUAUCUAAGCAACCUUCCGCAGACGUCUGUGGUGAUCUGUUUCCACAAUGAAGCGUGGUCUGUACUGCUCAGGACGGUGCACUCCGUUUUGGACAGGUCACCUGCUCAUCUGAUAAAGGAAAUCAUCCUCGUCGAUGACUUUUCUGAUAUGCCACAUCUGAUGCAGCAAUUAGAUGAUUACAUGUCCUCGCUGCCGAAAGUUAGGAUAGUGAGGGCGGCGCGGCGGGAAGGACUCAUUAGAGCUAGAUUGCUCGGGGCACGAUACGUUACCGCUCCUGUUCUAACGUAUCUAGAUAGCCACUGCGAGUGCACAGAGGGUUGGCUUGAACCGCUGCUGGACAGAAUUGCACGAAACAAAACAACAGUGGUUUGCCCCGUCAUCGAUGUGAUCGAUGAUAACACAUUAGAGUAUCAUUAUAGAGACUCAUCAUCAGUCAAUGUAGGUGGGUUUGACUGGAACCUGCAGUUCAAUUGGCACCCCGUACCAUCAAGAGAGCGAGCGAGACACCAACAUACGGCAGAGCCGGUCUGGUCUCCGACUAUGGCUGGUGGUCUCUUCGCCAUAGACAAGGAGUUCUUUGAGAAGCUGGGAACGUAUGACAGUGGCUUCGAUAUCUGGGGUGGGGAGAAUCUAGAACUUUCCUUCAAGACGUGGAUGUGCGGUGGAACGCUUGAAAUUGUUCCGUGUUCGCACGUCGGUCAUAUCUUCAGGAAGCGUUCGCCCUACAAGUGGCGAACUGGUGUGAAUGUAUUGAAGAAGAAUUCCGUGCGGUUAGCUGAGGUUUGGCUGGAUGACUACGCAAAGUAUUACUAUCAGCGUGUAGGUAAUGACAAAGGAAACUAUGGAGACGUAAGUGGCAGGAAGGCGCUGAGGGAGAAGCUUGGUUGCAAAUCUUUUGAAUGGUACUUGAAGAAUAUCUAUCCUGAACUCUUCAUUCCUGGAGAAUCAGUCGCUCAUGGCGAGAUCGCGAACCCAUGGUCGGAUAUGUGCAUCGACUCCGCGGCCGGCCCCGAAGACAUGAAGAAGUCAGUCAACGUUUGGCCUUGCCACGGGGAGUACGGAAACCAGUACUGGAUGUAUUCCAAGAAUGGUGAGAUCAGGCGUGACGAAACGUGUCUGGAUUAUUCUGGACAUGAUGUGGUCCUGUACCCUUGCCACGGCGCCAAAGGCAACCAGCUGUGGUUGUAUGACCCUAUUACGAAGCUCCUGAAGCACGGCUCCAGCGAGAAGUGCAUGGCGAUAUCCCCCAAUAAGGACAAAGUGGUGAUGGAGACGUGCAACGAGUCCGAAACCCGUCAGAUGUGGAACAUGGAGAACUUCAACCCUGACAGACUGACCCCAGAGCUAACGGCCGAGUAGCCGGAGGCCUACGAUGAGGUCCUCUUCAUAUAAUACGAGAGAAAGACUCAUUUGAAAUUACCAAACUCGAAGUGAAGUGAAGUGACUUGUGAGUUUCUACAAAUAUUUUUUUCGGAUAAAACGUCUUUGUGCUGAUGUGGUGACGACGCGUUUCACUGCGCUGGUACGUAGGGUAAACGGUAGUGGGAGUUUUGUAAAUGUUGAUGCUCCCACAGUUUUGAAAUUUUUUGUAGAGUUAAAUGAAAUCAAGAAAAAAAUCAGGCUUUUAAAAAGUAUAGUUGUGACCACUAUUUACCACCUGUGUGUAAGACGCUUUACAAGAGGCCAUGUAUGUAAUAAGGUUGUUACUGAAGAUUGAAACUUAGUUGAUGAAGGUAAUUUUAAAAUGCUUGUGUGUGUAGAUAUAAAUGGGGGUAGCUGAAAACUUAUUGAAUCACUUAAUGACCCCACUAUGGGCCUAAGUUUCAGAACUGAUUUUGAUGAUAAUAGAAAAACCCAAUAGUUCGACUUGCCUGUAUAAGUUCAAUGAAGUAGGACUGUAUAUUAUUUUUGAAAUAGUUUUAGCUUCACUUGAAAUCUAUAGUUUUAAAUUGUAUUUUGUUUUAUUUCAUUUGAGAAUUAUAUACCUUGUUUUCAUUUGGUAUUUUUAAAGUAGCUCAAACAAAUAAAUUUAAUUUUAAAUUGUAUUGUAUACCUAGUUAUUUUUUAGUCUUAAAAAUUUAAAAUUAAAUUUUAUUGAAAUUGACAUGACGAAUUUAAAAUUUAUUGUUUUGUUUUGUUUCAUUUGUCUAAGAUUUUAUUUUUAUAGCGUUUAUGCAAGGUUCUAAAAUAAUAAUCAUAUCUUUGUUGUAUAUUUUAACGUAUGUUUAUGAGAAAAAGUUUAGGAAACAUCACGUAAUAGUAUUUUUGUGAAGUAUUAAACACUUGUUUACUAUUAUUAAAUACUUCCCCUUGUACAUAUCCAAUCGUAUUAAAAUACAUAUUUGUCAGUAAAUCUUUUAUAAUAUCAUAUUUAUUACAGCUAAUAUUAAUAAUGCGGAUAAAGACUAGCUUUUACACAAUUAUUGUGAUUUAUUUAAAUUAGGUGAUAAAAUAGUCAUUCGGACAUAGUUGUUAGAAAAUUAAACUAGUUAAAUGUAUGUACAUUUAUAAAUAGAUAGUGAUAAAAAUUUUAGAAAUCUGUUCGUUAUGGAAAACCUAUUGAACAUAUUUUUUAUAUGACACACAGAAUUACAUGUGGGAUAGUUUGUUUAUUUUCAUUUCACACAUAAAAUGGAAUUUACGAAACUGUAAAAUUUUAAGUUAAAUUUCUGGUAGUUUCUUCCAAAUGUGACAAAGUUUUCUGUAUAAGUUCACACGUAAACAUCAAAAUCUAAAAUUAAUUAAUCUUACAUCACGGUUUUCUAAAACCAAUUUACUAUAAAUAAAUAUGUAAGUAAAUAUAGAAUUGAGUACCUACCAGUACCAGCAUGUUCACUUAAAACAUUCCAAUGUGUGAUCUAAUUUAAAUAUAAAAUGUAUCAUAGAUUUAAAAGUAACUAUU